Poeciliopsis prolifica (blackstripe livebearer) is the source of this 404-nucleotide messenger RNA. RefSeq names its product huntingtin interacting protein K (gene hypk). Gene Ontology annotation, biological process: protein stabilization; negative regulation of apoptotic process. The record is from RefSeq and is a predicted model, not a curated record. Lineage: Eukaryota; Metazoa; Chordata; Actinopteri; Cyprinodontiformes; Poeciliidae. The transcript is spliced from 4 exons. Bases 20 to 385 code for a protein of 121 amino acids.
UUCCGGCUAACAAUCCAACAUGGCAGCCGAGGGAGACGUUGAUUUGGACCUGGAAGCCGAGGAAAACUGCACCGGGAAACCGGUGGAAAAGCCUCGGAAACAUGACAGCGGAGCCGCGGAUUUGGAGCGAGUCACGGACUACGCGGAGGAAAAAGAAAUCUCCAGUUCGGACCUGGAAACGGCGAUGUCUGUGAUCGGCGACAGAAGAUCCAGAGAACAGAAAGCCAAACAGGAAAGAGAAAAAGAGCUGGCUAAAGUCACCAUCAAGAAAGAGGAUGUCGAGUUGAUUAUGUCAGAGAUGGAGAUCUCGCGGUCGAUGGCGGAGCGCAGCCUGAGGGAACACAUGGGGAACGUGGUGGAAGCUCUGGUGACUCUGACCAACUGAACACAUUCUCACACUGGAC